AUGACAGGAGGGAAAAGGAAAAGAAAUGCAGUCUGCAGGAAGAUUCAGGCUGUUCGCUUUGAAGAUAUCAAAAUCUGGUGUAUGAGAAGGCUGCCCAUCUUGAAAUGGAUGCCUGUCUACAAUUGGAAGGAAAAUUUGAUUCCUGAUACCGUUUCUGGGAUGAUGCUAGCCAUUCAACAGGUGACUCAAGGGCUGGCCUUUGCUAUUCUGUCUUCAGUCCAUCCAGUUUUUGGUUUAUAUGGCUCUUUCUUCCCUGUCAUUAUUUAUGCCAUAUUUGGGAUGGGACAUCAUGUUGCAACAGGAACAUUUGCUUUAACUUCCUUGAUAUCUGCCAAUGCUGUUGAGCGUCUUGUUCCUUCAGCCAGCGCUAAUUUCACUACAAACAAUAAUUCAGGAGUUUGGGGCCUAUCAGAGUUCGAAAUGCAGAGGAUUGGUGUUGCAGCAGCAGUUUCAUUUCUAGGAGGAAUCAUCCAGGUAGUGAUGUUUAUGCUGCAGUUGGGCAGUGCCACGUUCUUAUUAACAGAACCAGUGAUAAGUGCAAUGACAACAGGAGCAGCUACACAUGUUGUGACUUCACAAGUGAAGUAUCUGCUGGGAAUGAAAAUGCCAUAUAUAUCAGGACCAUUGGGAUUUUUUCAUAUUUAUGCCUACAUAUUUGAGAAUAUCAGAUCGGUUCAGUUGGAAGCUCUACUUCUCUCCUUGCUGAGCAUUGCAGUGCUUGUUCUUGUUAAAGAACUGAACGAGAAAUUUCAGAAAAACAUUAAAGUUGUUCUUCCCAUCGACCUCCUUUUGAUAAUUGCUACGUCUGUUGCUUGCUACUGUGCUGAUAUGGAAUACCUCUACGGACUAGAAGUUGUGGGACAUAUUCCUGAAGGAUUACCCUCUCCAAAACCACCACCUAUGAAUGUUCUGCCUGAAGUAGUCACUGAAGCUUUUGGAGUAGCCCUGGUUGGUUAUGUAGCAUCACUAGCUCUUGCCCAAGACUCUGCUAAAAAAUUUAAAUACACCAUGGAUGACAAUCAGGAAUUUUUGGCUCAUGGCCUCAGCAACGUGAUUCCUUCAUUUUUCUUUUGCAUACCAAGUGCUGCAGCGAUGGGACGGACAGCACUUUUGUACAGUACGGGCGCCAGAACACAGGUCGCUUGCCUUAUCUCUUGUGCAUUAAUUCUAGUGGUGAUAUAUACAGUUGGACCUAUGCUGUACUGGCUGCCUAUGUGUGUGCUAGCAAGCAUUAUUGUUGUGGGCUUGAAGGGGAUGCUAAUACAGUUCCGGGAUUUAAAAAAAUAUUGGAAUGUGGAUAAAGUAGAUUGGAGCAUAUGGGUUAGUACCUACGUAUUUACAAUAUGCUUUGCUGCUAACGUGGGACUGUUGUAUGGUGUUCUCUGCACUAUAGUAAUUGUGAUUUUCCGCUUUCCCAGAGCAAAGACACUGAAUUUGAAAGACGUGAAAGAAGUGGAAUAUAAAUACAAAACAGAAGAUAAUUGUGAAUCAUUAAAACAGGUAAACAUAGUUUCAGUCAACAAUCCAUUAGUCUUUCUGAAUGCCAGGAAAUUUCAUACUGAUCUGAUAAAGAUAAUCCAGAAGGAUAACAGGAGCAGCCAAGCAUGUGAAGAUGUAAACAAGUGUGAGCAGAACACAUUGCUGUGUUCAUUUUCCAAUGGAAGUUGUCAUGGUGAAUCAUUGCAGUCAUGUCACAGUGAGCAACGUGUUUUGAUAUUAGAUUGCAGUGGGCUGAAUUUCUUUGACUACACUGGAGUCUCAGUGCUGCUUCAGAUUUACAUGGACUGUAAAAGCAGACACAUCGAUGUGUUGCUAGCACACUGCAAAGCUUCUUUGAUAAAAGCAAUGCAGUACGGUGGAAAUCUUGAAUCUGAAACUCCUGUCUUCUUUGAAUCCAUUUCUUCAGCAAUCGAUGCCAUUCAGAUUCACAGGAAUUACAGCAAGUUCAGUGAACAGAGUGAAGUGUGA
This is a messenger RNA of Melopsittacus undulatus (budgerigar), 1968 nucleotides long. It is a transcript of the gene SLC26A7, whose product is annotated as solute carrier family 26 member 7. The record is from RefSeq and is a predicted model, not a curated record. Gene Ontology annotation, biological process: transmembrane transport. NCBI's taxonomy places the organism in Eukaryota, Metazoa, Chordata, Aves, Psittaciformes, Psittaculidae. Gene Ontology annotation, cellular component: plasma membrane. The transcript has 18 exons. Gene Ontology annotation, molecular function: chloride transmembrane transporter activity; oxalate transmembrane transporter activity; bicarbonate transmembrane transporter activity. Bases 1 to 1968 code for a protein of 655 amino acids.